UGAAACUGCAUCCAUCAUCCAGUUUGGAAGGUCAUCAAAACGACUACCUGAUGGGAAUUUGAUAGGCCAGUAUGGAAAUGGAUUGAAAUCAGGUACGAUGCGGAUAGGGCGUGAUUUCAUCCUGUUCACCAAGAAGAAUGACACAAUGAGCUGUCUCCUGCUAUCUAGGACAUUCCAUGAACAGGAGAAGAUCGAGGAGGUUAUUGUCCCCAUGCCAUCAUUCAAUGCCAGUACAGGAACACCCUUAAUAGGAACAUCAGCUGCAGAGAAAGAAAGGCAUCGAGUAGAAAUGGAUAUAAUUCUCAAGUACUCACCCUUUCAUACAGAAGAGGAACUCUUUAGGCAAUUCAGACAGAUCAAAAACUCAGGAACUCUUGUCAUUGUGUAUCAUAUGAAGCUGUUAGACAACGGAGAACCUGAACUCGAUGUGUUUUCUGAUGAUACAGAUAUAUUGAUGGGAGGUGUUAACUCACAGGAUAUCACCUAUGAUAAUGGAAUGUACCCAGAAAGGUACUCCUUCAGAGCAUAUACAAGAAUAUUGUAUGCAGAGCCGAAGAUGAAGAUAUAUAUCCAAGGACGGAAAGUAAGGACAAGAAAGCUCACAUAUGUCAUGUAUAAACCAAAGCUUUACAAAUACAGUUCCAAUCGCUUCAAGAAAAGGUCUGAGACGGAUGCAGCAAGAGCCGCAGAAGCAGCAAAGAACGCUAAGGAGAAUGAAAGAGAAGCUGUCAGCAAACUCAAAGACCUUGAAUUGAAAUAUAAGAACAUUAAUACCAAAGACUCAAGAGCCAAGAUCAGGCAAGCACAGGCCCAUGCUCAAGAUAUGAAGGAAGAGUCUGCAAUGAGGCAUAAAAUAGCCGACAUUAAACAGAAGGCCAUGAAGGAACCAAAGACGUUAGAUUUUAUCUUUGGUGUCAAUAUUGAGAACCGACGGCAGCAGGGGAUGUUUAUCUAUAACUGUGAUCGUCUUGUGAAGAUGUAUGAGAAAGUGGGUCCUCAGCAGGAUGGUGGAGUCAUGUGCAGUGGAGUCCUGGGCUAUGUCAACAUUCCGUACAUCGUUCUAGAGCCGACCCAUAACAAACAGGACUUUGCUGACAACAAAGAGUAUCGGUUGCUCCUGAAGUCCCUGGGAGAACACAUCAUACAGUACUGGAAAGAUAUCAAUAUAGUUAACCAAGGAGUGUUGAAGUUCUGGGAGAGUUACGGUUACGUGAGUGCAAACUGGAAGGAUGCCCCUUCGCAAGAAGCCAAGUUCAUCAGGAAAAGAGCCAUGCAACUGCCAACAAUGAUACAAUGCAACUCUUGCCUGAAAUGGAGACAACUGCCGUUUUCUACCAGCACUAUCGGUAUAGAGUACCCUGAUAACUGGGAAUGUUCAAUGAAUAAAGAUACCACUCUCAAUAGAUGCAGUAAUCCUGAGAAGAAGCUGUCCAUUCCUACAGGAACCAUGAGAAAGGAAAUAAAAAGUGCAGAGGAAAAACAGAAAGAUCUUGAAGAGGACAUCAAGAAGAAACAGCAGAAGCUUCAGCAAAUGGAAAGAACCAAAAAGUUAUUUUCAAGACGUCGGCGAUCCCCAACUCCUGAAUCACCUUCUCCGCCACCAUCUCCUCCUAGACCGAAGAAAAUUGCAAGGUCCACUCCAAAACCAAGCCCUAAACCUGCUCCAAAACCAGCGCCAACACCUAAACACAUUCCAAAAGGGAAGGCCAAGCCAAUUCCUAAAGUUCAACCAAAGCCACCUCCAAAACCAGUUCCUAAACCCAAAGAAGAACUUGUCACAAAGAGGCAGUUUUCGUCUAAAGUGAAACCGAUCGGUAAAGCUUCUCCAGUCGUGCAUCAACGGCCAGUUAGCCCUAAGCCUGCCAAGCGGUCAGCUGCAAUCGCCCCUGCCAAACGCCCCAUCCCUAGCCCUAUAGCAAGCCCUCCACCUUCAUCUCGGACCAAGGUGGUUAUAGAGGAUGAUGAGCCGGUCUUGGAACUAGAGCCUACUCCUAAGAAGAAGAGGAAAGUCAGCGAGUCAUCACAAGAUUCCCAGGACUCACAGGACACAGCAGAGAAGAAUGCAAACAGUGAAACAGACACAGAGUUGGAAGGAGUGGGGGUCAAAGUUGAAACCCUUAUUAAAGGUCAGUGGCACAAAGGUCAAGUUGUCAAGGUCAGCAGGAAGCCAGAUAGUGGCGACAAAUGGAAGGUCAAGUUUGAUGACCAUCCUAAAGACAAGUUUGACAAAUGGUAUGAUAAGGAAAGCUCAGAUCUUCGGUUGCAGGGUAGUGAAGAUUCUAUGUCAUCGCAAGAAGAAGAAAUCAAGCAGGAUACGGACAAGCCAGUUGGAAAGACAGAAGGAAAGACAAAAGAGAAGGCAGAAGAAACAAAAGAAGAAAAGACAGAAGAGAAGAUUGAAAAACAGAAGCCUGAAAAGAAAGUAGAAGAAAAGACAGAGAAAGAAAAGACACCAGAGGAGUCGGCUAAACCAGUAAAGGAAGUGAAAGGAACAAUAAAGGAAAAGAAGGAGAGUGAUGAAGAGAAGAAAGAACCCAAAGAUAAUGAUAUAGUUGAAGAGAAAAAGAAAGAGGAACCAAAAGGAAAGAGCAUAGAGGAGGCAGGAGGAAGCAAAGAGAAAGAGGAAGUGGAUAAAUUAAGCCAACUGAAUGGCUCACUUUGUGAUGGUUUCAGAACAUGCUUGAGGUAUUUCCUCCCACCAGAGUGGACAAUGUCAAAAGAUGAUAUCAAUGACAUGGAUGCCAAGAAGCUAACUGAGUUUCCACUUGACAAUUUCUUUGACCACUAUGAGAAGGGAUUACGAGAUUUGGUUGGCAGAUAUCAGGUGAAUGCUGAAGAAAAAGAGAAGGAAGCUAUGACUGCUCAGGGUAAACUCAACAAUCUACGCAAGAUGGUGGCACAACUACUUUCAACAUUACAUGAUACACAGGACGGUCUUUCAAUAGAGAGUAUGAAAGGAGAUGAAAUUGACAACUUGCUGGCAGUGUGUCUGAAAGAACAGGAAUGAAGUAACUUUCACUGAAUGUCACUUUGAAGAACAUUACUGUGUAAUGGAUGAAUGACUCCUAGUUGAUGCAACAUUAGCCAGUGUAUAUACAAGACUGAUCAUCAUUAUCAUCAUUACCAUGCAUGCAGAACCAAGGGAAAUUAGUCUGGUUCAUCUCAUGCCAGUAUUUCGUUCGCAGUGGGAUGUGUUCACUGAUUUCUUCACGAAGGCAAUGGAGAGAAUCACACUAGAGAGAGCCAGUUUGAUUAUGUGCAAAUAAAUGAAAGACCUAUUCCCCAUCUUGUAACAAGUUAGAAUUGAUUGAGAUUAAUCUCAACAGAGAUGUUCAUCAAUUAAAAAUAAAGAUAUGAUUUGUGAUCGGUAUGAGCUUUGGUUUGGUCUUCAUAAGAUGUAUCCUGGGCCCAUUUUCAUGAUACUUUGUCAUCAAUAGCAAAUACUAGAUAUCUAUCCUGAAUUUUCUUUUGACCAAUCAAAUUGGAGGACUUCAGUAGCUGAUAACAGUAACUUGUAACUUGUCAUUGAUAAAAAGCUCGAUGAAGCCAGGGAGUGUUUCUCAAAGAGUUAAACCUAUUACUUAGAGCCAUGAUUAAAUGCUGACAUGCACAUGAUAUCUGAGGCACAAUCUUAUUGUUUAAUACGCAGUGGCGCACGUCUUCUUAGCAUCCCCUGAUCCUAUUGUAGGGUACAGGAUGACUAAAGAAAAAUGCACUCAGGUUAUGAAUGAUAACAUCUCAAAAUGAGACAUUCAUUGAAAGUAAUGAAUAUGGCUAAUUGGGUCAAUAGUGCUGAAGCCCAACUGUUAAGUACUUCUAGCAUUGCAUAGAAGGUAGAUGAGUUCUUUCACGAUGUCACAUAUCAUAUUCUCUCGAUGUUGUUUACAUACUGUGUAUGCUAACCUGGUGGCUCUCAAAGAGCGUUUCCAGGAAUAAAGAUGAAUUUCAUGGUGCUCAAAUAUGUGUAAAACUGCAAGAUUUGUAUCAUGUAACUUCUUAACUGUCAUCACAGGUAUAGAGCCAUGAUCAUUAAGUCUCAUCCGCCCCAAUGAAAAGUGAGUGAGAUGAUACAGAAUGUUUUAUUCUUGUGAUUACAGUAUUGUUGGAAAGUGUUUGAUGUUUGUUUUCUCUCAGCUGUUACAAAUUGAGACAAAGGGAAGUUGGACAUACCUGUAAACUUGUGUAUUAUUAUAUGGAAUUGCCAACCUGUUUGUAAGAGACAUUCCUCAUGAAACACAGUUCAAAAUACAAGAAAAGCAAUUAGUGAGGUUUGUGCAGAUCAAGCAGGUCACAGUUCGACACAAGUGGUGCUGAGGAGAAUGAUUUACAAAGCUUUUCAUCAAGGACUCUCAUUGACAACUGAUACAAGCUACUGAAAUCCUUGCAUCUGAUUGGCUCUGUCAGUGAAAACUGAUGAGAUAAACCAGUUCAACCUUCCCAAUAAAACCCACCUAUUGUCUCCAUACAGAUUGAAAUAGCUGCCUACAUCAAAUACAAGGAUUUAAUAAACUAUGCCAUUCUAUAUGCCCACUGGGCACUUGCAUAACAAUUUGAGGGGGGGGG
This is a messenger RNA of Lytechinus pictus (painted urchin), 4563 nucleotides long. RefSeq names its product ATPase MORC2-like. NCBI's taxonomy places the organism in Eukaryota, Metazoa, Echinodermata, Echinoidea, Temnopleuroida, Toxopneustidae. Gene Ontology annotation, molecular function: zinc ion binding. The record is from RefSeq and is a predicted model, not a curated record. Gene Ontology annotation, cellular component: nucleus. Bases 98 to 3007 code for a protein of 969 amino acids. The transcript has 22 exons.